AUGGAGAUGAAGAUGAGGAUCCUCUUCGCCCUGCUCGUCGCCGCCGCCUCGGUCACCGCGGUGCUGGCCUCCACCGAGGCCGCCGCCGGUGGUGCUGCGGCCGCCGGCGCCCCAACUGCCUCCGAGUCGUCUGCCGCCGGCGCCGAGGCCCCCGGUGGGGCCGCCGCAGCCGGCGGCGCCGCGGGACCCUCCGGCGCCACCAGCGGCGCGCCCGCCCUCACCGCCGCCCCCGCCGCGCUCCUCUUCUCCCUCCUCGCCUACUACCUCCACUAA
Miscanthus lutarioriparius is the source of this 273-nucleotide messenger RNA. Lineage: Eukaryota; Viridiplantae; Streptophyta; Magnoliopsida; Poales; Poaceae. The record is from the annotation of a GenBank genome assembly.